CACACGAACACACACACAGAUAACAGACUGCCUCACCCUGCUGUGAUGUCACACAGUGGCUCCACCCCUUCCAGCUCCUCUGGGGGCUGAGCCAAUUGGUUAAGGGUAUGGGCAGAAGGGUGGCUGAUCCAACCAAUCCAGUGCCUGCGCUGGGGGUGCCCCUGGCAGGGGGGCAAUGGGGCCCGCUGUGCAGCGUGGGAGUACAGACCUCCCCUGGCCUCAGGACCAUCCCCUCCCUGAAGAGGAAUAACAGCCAGCCAACCAGCACGCAGCACCCAGAAACCACGGCAACGUGUGAUUUGAGCGGGAGUUUCCACACCUCCAAGGAGAUGUCGCAAAACACCAUCAACAGCCUGACGCAGGAAGACCUUGGGUCGCAGGGCAGGGUUUACUGUCAGGUCAAAGCUGUCCGGACCAAUGACAGAGAGUCUGGUAGCCGGGCCAACGGGAAGCGGAUGUCUCGGUACACCAAUGGGAGUGUGGUUGCCCCAGAGGUGGUGGGCGGGGUCUGCAGCGAGGGCUCGGAGGGCAACGAGCAAAUCCGAGAAAAGAGGAGGGUCCAGUCUCUGAAGGGGGAGGGGUCUCGGCCAGUGUUGCGUUCGGGGAACACAUGCGUGAACGCUCAUUCCACCCCGCCACGCCCCUGUAGAAUGAUGACCACGUCAUCGCCCCGCCUUUGUGGAACCUGUGGGCGGAGACAGUCGCAGGUCCCCGCCAUCUGCAUGGCGCCCGCAUGCCGCCGGCGAGCGGCCAAUCAGAUCACGGCAAGUCAGACUUUACCAAACCCUAUCCGGAAACAGUCGACAGCAGUCAGUCAAACGCGGAAGGACUCUCCAUUACUGAACUCACACACGUACAACAAGAACACACACACGACCAAUCACGCGGCUGGAAAGCACACUCAGACGCCACAGACGCCACAAAAAAAAAAAAAAACACAAACUUUGCCGCAGGGCAAAAAUCAAGCGGUGCAAGAAAAAUCAUACACAAAAAGCACUGCAACGCAACACACACCUCCCCCCACUGUGGAACCCGAGCACACACAAAAGAGCACGGCCACCCAGACAACACACACAAACCAGAGGGGCACAGAGAAGUCCAUGAUCCAAACACCCACCAACACACAACCCACAGUCCCACCAAUGCAGCCUUGUGUGAAUGAGCAACACUCCACAGACAAACACACGCAUACCUCGACCGAGCGUGCACACAACCACCAACACACACGCCCACACACACCAUCCCAAUCAUCCCCGCACGUCACCCAGAAGCCACCUCCCCCAGUCCUCCACAUAGGCUCCCAGGCCACGCCCCCUCUGCCCCCUCACUCCCCUCGGACAGUGGAGGUGGCCCCCAGACCUGCCCCGCCCAUCCUACAGGCAAACCCGACGCCCACCAAGGUACCAGCCCCCCUGGUCAAAUCCGAGGACUCUAAAACCCCACCUCCAGCUCUGGCGAAGAAGGCCCAAGUGCCUCAUACCGCCCCACAAUGCAACGGGGCACCCGGGGGUCUGUCGGGAGAGCUGGAGGGGGGUGUGAAGGGGGAAGGCAAGAGGAGGCUGCAUGGGCGCCUGCAGAGCGUGGAAGAGAACCUGCUCUCCAACCAGGAGAAGAUCAAAGUACUGCUCAAUGUCAUCCAAGACCUGGAGAAGAGCAAGGCCCUGAGUGAAGGUCGUUGCUCCUAUCGAACCGGUCAGGAUAUCAACAAUUGUCCCACUUGCCAAAAGACUGCCUGUAUUAUUUACAGCGUGGAGCACGACUUCCGCCAGCAGGAGGGUCAUCUCCAGGGAGUUAUGGAGGCCCUGGAGGGCGGAGACCAUGACAUGCCCCUCCCCCUCCCCAAAGCAGGCUCCUCCUCCUCAUCAUCCCGCCCCAACACCAAGUCCCGAGUCAAGAAGCUCCGCAAGAAGUGCUUCUGGUGGCUCUAGACAACAAGACAUGUUGACAGACUCUUUCUGUAGUGUUGGCUCCAGCCAACUGGAAACCAGAAGACAGCAGCCAAAUGGUCAAGCUGUGGUGUGUUGAUUUGUGUAACUGUGCAAGGUUGGUAUUAAUCGUCUGGCACGACAAGACGAGUUCGAUUUUUUUUUGUUGAGUCAUUGAGUUUGGAGACCAUGACUCGAAUGUUCUAGGACACUGGAGAUAGAAUACAGGAGGACGAAGGGCCGGGCCUCCUGAGAGGAACUUGGCUUUCGAUAGAGGAAGACAAUCCAAUCAUCAAAACCCUUUCACGGAUUGACAGACCGUUUAGCCAAUCAAUGCCCUCUCAUGCCUGACUGACAGAGCAAGAAGCCUAACGCCUGGAAAUUGCAUUGUUGUUUCAGUCCCACGGAUCCACACACAUACACGCAAUAACAAGCACACACACACACACACAGUCCCAACCACUUUACCACUCUACGCACUGUGUGGGCCUUCUCUCCUCAACACGCUACUGGCUCCACCAAUAGGAAUCAGCUUUGGCUUCCUGGACGACACCCUAUUUACUAUCUAACCAAUCAUCAACAGUGUGGCUAUUUUUCUAGAGCUCCCUCUACCAGUCUGUGUUCUCCUUCACUGCUGUUGCCCCGCCCUGUCCCUGUGUGUUGGCAGCUGUUUGUAACUGUUACUUGGGGAUCUAAUAAAGUGUGUAUUUUAAAC
This is a messenger RNA of Osmerus eperlanus (European smelt), 2640 nucleotides long. It is a transcript of the gene insyn2b, whose product is annotated as mucin-2. The transcript is spliced from 3 exons. NCBI's taxonomy places the organism in Eukaryota, Metazoa, Chordata, Actinopteri, Osmeriformes, Osmeridae. Gene Ontology annotation, cellular component: postsynaptic density. Bases 108 to 1928 code for a protein of 606 amino acids. Gene Ontology annotation, biological process: inhibitory postsynaptic potential. The record is from RefSeq and is a predicted model, not a curated record.